AUGUUUCCUCGACAGAAUAACGGCCUUCUCACUGUCAGAGCCGCUCUCUAUAAUGCUGCAUCUAUGAUCAUCGCAGAAACGGCAACAAUAACCGUCUCCGCAGUUGAAUUCUCGGAUGUGCAACCUAAGCCAUGGACCUUACCAUUCGAUCAACCGGUCAAUCUUACAGCUGGUAUUAGCUACAGUGCCGCCUAUUGGUAUGCUGGUUCCAGUAACGGCGGUGUUGGUAAUGCCAAGGUGUUCGUCACAAGCCCCGCUAAUGCGACGUGGAUUACUCCAGCUGCUAACUUUUCUACGGUGAAUGGAUCAUUUCCUAGGCUUCUAGCCGCACCUUAUACUUACGAUAUUGGUACUAUUGCUCCAUUCAUUCAAUUGAUCGGCUUACCAUGCACCAAUACAGUCCGUGCUACCCCUAUUCAUCUCAACGAGACAAUAUUCUCCAUAUUACAAGAAAUCCAACGUAAAUAUGUUCACGUGCCGGCCAUUGGUGCCUCGAUCAUUCAAAUGCCUUCAUUGGAAUCGUACACAGGCGCCCAAUCAUCCCCACAUGUGAUCUGUCCGUUCAUUCCUGUGUCAACGGUGGUGUCUGGUGUUCGCCGUGCUGAUGCAGUGACUCCAGAGAUAGUAACAGUCAACGAUAAAUGGCAUCUCGGAUCAGAAACAAAAUCAAUGACGGCCAUUCUCAUUCAUAUGUUAAUUCAAGCAGGAAAAUUAAAUCUUACCACCACUGUCGGUGAGGUCUUCCCUUAUUUGCCAUUUUCUUCAACUUCAACACCACCUUCAAAUUCAUGCACCUGCGUCGAUCUCUCUAAUGCUGUUGGUUAUUUCGCUAAAUCUCCCUAUUCUUGUGGUUUGACCAUUCAUACCUCAUGGAAAUAUGUGACUAUUGCUCAUUUAUUGACUCACGCCUCGGGUCUUGGCGCGCUGGAAACAGUAUUUAAUGUGCUCACUGUUGAAGAAUUAGCAUUAGAAAGAAAUGGCACCAAGGAAUCUUGUAGCAACUAUGUUUUGCCGUCACGUCGCUAUCAUAUAAGUCUCUUAUUAUCGAUGGCUAUUCCCAGUCCACCACCAUCGAUUAAUGUUCCUGUAGCCUACUCUUAUUCGAACAAUAAUUUUAUUUUAUUAGGAUUAAUCUUAGAAGAAAUCUGGUGCAUACCAUGGGAAUCGAUUAUUCAACGCCAAUUAUUUGAUCCUUUGGGAAUGAUUACAGCAGGAUUUGGCUCACCAAUUCAACAAGUACCGUUGAAUUCAUUCGCUACUCAACCAUUGGGUCAUUACAUAGAUGCAGCUGGUGUGAUACAUAGUAUUGACUCUGAUCUACCGAAGGUUUGGGCACCUGCGGGUACGGUUCACGCUAGCCUUAAUGAUUGGGCUAAAUUCAUUGCCUGUCAUUUACAAGAAGCACGUGACCUAACGUCAUUCGGCUUUGCUCCUGUGAAUAGUAGUUUCCUCAAUUCAGCGACCUCACCUUAUUUACUCUCGGCAUCGAUGUGGCAAAGUAUUCAUACCGCAUACGUUUUUCCCUCAGCAUCUACUCCCAAUUAUCAAUAUUCACUCUCCGCAAUGGGUAUUAACAAGGAUAGCCUUGGCCUAUCUCUAUUGCACACUGGCAGCAACACCAUUUGGUACGCUUAUGUUUUAGUUUAUCCUCGAUUAGUUCCGCCAAUGGCUCUUUUAAUCACAACCAAUAUCGGAAAUGGUAAUGCUGUUGUAGAAGCUAAGGCAGCUAUUAUAAAUAUUUAUCUCACUUGGCAACAACAAGGACAGCCAUCUGCAACGGACACCUCAGCAGCUCCGCCGCCUGCGUCACUUAGUUUCGGGCUCGCUCUCAUUUUAACCUGCAUUCACUUCAUCCACUAG
Molecule: messenger RNA, 1860 nt
Organism: Rotaria sp. Silwood2
Lineage: Eukaryota; Metazoa; Rotifera; Eurotatoria; Philodinida; Philodinidae
Source: the annotation of a GenBank genome assembly